CAAAUAUUAAAAUUAAUAACAAGUAAUUUAGCAAUGAAAAAGAAAAAUAUGGAAUUUUACAAGAUGAAUAUGAAGAACAACUUUUCAAAGAAGAAUUACAAUAAGCUGGGUGACAAGUUUGAAGAAUAUAACAAUUUCUACCAGAAGAAAAUAGACCAGCUAAAAUAAGGAGAUUAGCUACAACCUAACCAAAUCAAGCGCCCAACCAUAUGUAAACUUCCCGAAUAUCACCAAGGAUGCUUCCCUCAUCGAUUUCAAGAACCAAAACUCUAAGUCAAAGAAUAAGGGGAACAAGAGAUUUCAGAAGAACCUGGAUAGCUAUGCUUAUAUUCUCAAUUCAAAGAAUAUACAGAAGUCAAUGAGAGCGAGAGCUUAUAGGCAGGCUCACCAUAGUGUAUCACCCAAGAAACCUGUGAAGCAUCUUAAAGACUCAAAGGUAAAGCCAGAUAGCUUCUGAUUCGAUUCUAAAGAUCAAGCUUCUUCUGUAAAUCUAAAAAAGAUGAAACGCGAAGAAAAUCUUGAAGAAAUCAAUCACCUCAACAGUGAAGGGCUAAAUUUUCCAAAGAGCAUCGAGAAUAUCAUCAAAAAGCAUGAUCAAGAAAAGACAAAGAUGCUUGAAAAAUACAAAGGUAAAGGUCUGAGGCAGCCUAUGAAUUACUACACAUCGAAGAACCUUCAUUCUGCUGGGUUUCAAGUAAAGCAUAGGGUUAACUCAAGACAUUACUCUCAUAAUAAAAAUGCUUGCAAGCCUUCUGACAACGCUUCGCUGAGUGAUAAAAACAUAUCGAUAGAAAAUAGUCAGAAAUAAUGCUAUUACUAAAGUAUCGACAGCAAAGAAAUGUGAAUCCUUAAGAAAAUCGCCAAAUAAAGUGGUGAUUGAUAAGAACAAUAUCUCUGAUUUUGUCAGAGAGUGCAAAUCGUCAAGCCCCAAUCGUUCAGUAUACAUUAAGUCUGGGGGAGCAGAGAAUUUAGUCAAAGAAAAUCAGAGAAAUAACUUAAAGCUAGUGAAAAUACCUCAGAAGCUUGAAUCUGAUCUCACUCUCCCAAACAUUACAAAAACCCAAGCCGACAACUCAGAGAGUAUCCGUCAUCUUGCUUCAGGAGGAAUUCCAGAAAGUUCAAAGAUUGAUAAUCCAAACCGGGAGAGGAAUCUUUCAAUGAUAAAGAAGAAAUUUUCAAAAGACCUUGAUUCCAAAAUAAAUAAACAAGAUUGCUAUUAUUUGCCAAAACCACGAAGGAAGUCAUUGUCAAAGUUUAGAGUCGAGAGAAAGAGUCAGCCUCAUUAUAGGGCGAGUCCAACCAGGAUCAGGAGAUUUAAAAGCCCUGCAUUCAAAAAGUCUCAGAUAAAGUUAAAAGAUUAUUUUAAGAAUAAUUCGAAGAAAGAUAUCCUCAAUCUCACUGCUGUGGAGGGUCCUGAUGAGAGAGACACUAGUAUUGCGAAAGAAGAGAAUAAAGGAUCAGCCAAAGGUGUGCAUAAAUACGAAGAUUUUGAACAAAUUGCCACUAUCUCCAGGGGCUCAUUCGGCAUCAUCGAGCUUGUAAAGCACAUUCGGACACAGAAGCCUUUUGUGUUUAAGAAAAUACCUCAAAUUAAGUUAAUGAAAGACAAACAAAUAGAGCAUUUGAAAAAUGAAAAGAAGAUCUGCCUUAAUAAAGAAAUCAGCAGAGAUUUCUUAAUCCAGUGAUAUGAUACUUUUCAAAACACAGAAGACCUGUACUUUGUCAUGGAGUUUCUACCCGGAGGAGACCUUCAUGACCUUACCAAAAAUGUUGCUUUUGCCUCUCUUGAAAAGGUCAGGUUUUACUUUUCGGAAGUUAUCCUAGCAAUUGAGGAACUACACAAGCAUAAUAUUGUCCACAGAGACAUCAAGCUAGACAAUAUCCUUAUAGCCUCAGAUGGUCAUGUUAAGCUCAUUGAUUUUGGAUUCGCAAAGCAGCUGCAAGACGACACAAGCAAGACAAAGACUAAGUGAGGAACUAUUAAUUACCUCUCACCAGAAGUGAUCAGAGGAGUAGGAUCUGACCUUCGGUCAGAUAUCUGGUCUCUAGGUGUUCUGUUAUGAGAAAUGAUAGGAGGAUUUAGUCCUUUCCGUUCUCCUGAUCCUCAGACACUGUAUGAGAACAUCUUAAAACUGAAUAUAACUUGGCCAAGAAACAUUGAUAAAAUUUCAAAAGAUUUGAUUUCCCAGAUGCUGGUUUGAGAGCCAGAGAUGAGGCUGCCCUUAACUUCCAUAAAAGAGCACUUAUUCUUUAAAAAUAUAGACUGGGAAGCUCUUUCUAACAGGAAGGUAUCUCCACCCUUUGUCCCAGAUUUGGAGGAUGAGUUCUCACUAGAAUACUUCAAGAAUGAUAAAAAAUUAGAGAUUUAUAAAAACCCUCUGUAUGAAUUUGACCAGAAGGCAGGUCUCAGCACGAAGGAAUGUGCUUCUCCUGAAUUUGAGAAGAAAUUUAGCAAUUUUUAACCCAUU
Moneuplotes crassus is the source of this 2468-nucleotide messenger RNA. The record is from the annotation of a GenBank genome assembly. NCBI's taxonomy places the organism in Eukaryota, Ciliophora, Spirotrichea, Euplotida, Euplotidae.